CCUAAUUUCUCUGAAACACAACACAACAAGUAUACUUGCAACAAAAAAAACUGUGUGUUGAAUAGUAAUUUACUAGAUAGUGUUUUAUUUAGUCUUUAACAUUGGUGUCUCUUCUUAAUUAAUUAAUUAAUUAAUUAAAAGGGAAGAAGAACACCAUGGAAGGAGGUGUACCAGAAGCAGAUAUGUCUGCUUUCAGAGAAUGUUUAUCUCUAUCAUGGAAAAAUCCUUAUGUUCUUCGUCUUGCUUUUUCUGCUGGAAUUGGUGGCCUUCUUUUUGGCUAUGAUACUGGAGUUAUAUCUGGAGCUCUUUUGUAUAUAAGAGAUGAAUUUCCAGCAGUAGAAAAGAAGACAUGGCUUCAGGAAGCCAUAGUGAGUACAGCAAUUGCUGGAGCAAUUAUUGGAGCUGCAAUUGGAGGAUGGAUCAAUGAUAGGUUUGGAAGAAAAGUAUCAAUAAUUGUUGCAGAUACCCUCUUUUUACUAGGGUCAAUUAUCUUGGCUGCUGCUCCAAAUCCAGCUACUCUCAUUGUUGGUCGAGUAUUUGUUGGUCUUGGUGUCGGGAUGGCUUCAAUGGCAUCUCCUUUGUACAUCUCUGAGGCUUCACCAACUCGAGUUAGAGGUGCUCUUGUUAGUCUCAACAGUUUUCUCAUCACUGGUGGACAGUUCCUUUCCUAUCUCAUCAACUUGGCCUUUACUAAGGCACCAGGCACAUGGAGGUGGAUGUUAGGAGUUGCAGCAGCACCUGCUGUGAUACAAAUUGUGCUCAUGUUGUCACUCCCCGAGUCGCCUCGUUGGUUGUACCGCAAGGGCAAAGAGGAAGAAGCGAAAGUAAUUCUGAAAAAGAUAUACGAGGUCGAGGACUAUGACAACGAGAUUCAAGCAUUGAAAGAAUCAGUUGAGAUGGAGCUUAAGGAAACGGAAAAAAUCAGUAUUAUGCAGCUUGUAAAAACAACAUCCGUUAGAAGAGGUUUAUAUGCAGGUGUAGGACUUGCGUUUUUCCAGCAAUUUACCGGUAUCAACACGGUAAUGUACUACAGUCCUUCAAUUGUUCAGCUGGCCGGUUUUGCGUCAAAAAGAACAGCACUUCUUCUGUCUCUAAUCACUUCUGGCCUCAAUGCAUUCGGUUCAAUUCUGAGCAUAUAUUUCAUCGACAAAACUGGGAGGAAGAAACUUGCAUUGAUUAGUUUGACCGGUGUUGUCCUUUCUCUGACUCUUUUAACCGUCACUUUUCGUGAAAGUGAAAUUCAUGCACCAAUGGUUAGUCUCGUUGAAAGCUCUCAUUACAAUAACACAUGCCCUGAGUUCAAGACAGCAGCUACGAACAAUCAUAAUUGGAAUUGUAUGAAGUGUAUAAGGGCCGAGUCAACUUGUGGAUUUUGUGCUGCUCCUGGUGACAUGACCAAGCCAGGUGCAUGUUUAAUAUCGAAUAAAAAUACAGAAGAUAUUUGCGGCGUUGAUCAUAGAGCAUGGUACACAAAAGGUUGUCCUAGCAACUUUGGUUGGAUCGCUAUAUUAGCCCUCGCACUCUACAUCAUAUUCUUCUCGCCUGGAAUGGGAACAGUUCCAUGGGUUGUUAACUCUGAAAUCUAUCCAUUGAGGUAUAGAGGAAUAUGUGGAGGAAUAGCAUCAACAACAGUGUGGGUUUCCAACCUUGUUGUUUCUCAAUCAUUCUUAAGUUUGACCGUAGCAAUUGGACCUGCUUGGACUUUCAUGAUAUUUGCAAUCAUUGCUAUUGUUGCCAUUUUCUUUGUCAUCAUUUUUGUGCCAGAGACUAAAGGGGUACCAAUGGAGGAAGUGGAGAGUAUGCUUGAAAAGAGAUUUGUGCAGAUCAAGUUUUGGAAGAAGAGAGAUUCUCCCUCUGAGAAGAAAUAAUUGGUCAGAAGAAAAUAAAUAAUUGAGUCUAGUUUUAUAUUUAGUUUCAUAGCUUUAAUUAAUUGGUAAUGUGUCUCAUAAACUAUGUUAAUUUUGCAUGUAUGUUUGGAUUAACGGUAAGUUUGUCCGAGUUACCGUGUCACUGUGAUUUGGUCAAAUUUGUUGUCAUUCUAAAUAUGCAAGACAAUGGUUUUCUUUUGAGCUAUGAAUUAUUAUGUGAAAAAGUUAGCAUUUUAGUUCAAAUGGAUAGAACAAGAUUCUUUCGUA
Molecule: messenger RNA, 2135 nt
Organism: Medicago truncatula (barrel medic)
Lineage: Eukaryota; Viridiplantae; Streptophyta; Magnoliopsida; Fabales; Fabaceae
Product: probable inositol transporter 2
Exons: 6
Coding region: 156-1868 (570 amino acids)
Biological process (GO): myo-inositol transport; transmembrane transport
Cellular component (GO): membrane
Molecular function (GO): myo-inositol:proton symporter activity
Source: RefSeq, a predicted model, not a curated record